Molecule: messenger RNA, 4803 nt
Organism: Lagopus leucura (white-tailed ptarmigan)
Lineage: Eukaryota; Metazoa; Chordata; Aves; Galliformes; Phasianidae
Gene: MSANTD2
Product: Myb/SANT DNA binding domain containing 2
Exons: 4
Coding region: 9-908 (299 amino acids)
Source: RefSeq, a predicted model, not a curated record
GCUCCAAUAUGGCGGCGUCCUGCGGCUCCUCGCAGCUCCCCGCCGCCGAGCCGCCCCUCAAGAUCCCCAAGAUGGAGGUGCUGUCGCCUGGCUCGCCGGGUGCGCUGAGCGACGGCAACCCCAGCCUCUCCGACCCGUCCACCCCCAGCGGCGCCUCCCCGCUGGGCCCGGGGCCGGCAACCGGCGGGGCCGGGCUGGGGGGCGGCGGGGCGGCGGGGGGCCGCGGCGGAGCCUCUCCCUCCGUCUCGUUCUCCCCGGGCGGAGCCGCCGCCGCCGCCGCGGCCGCAGCGUGCCGGGGGAUGUCCUGGACCCCGGCGGAGACCAACGCGCUGAUCGCCGUGUGGGGCAACGAGCGGCUGGUGGAGGCCCGCUACCAGCAGCUGGAGGGCGCCGGCACCGUGUUCGGCAGCAAGGCCCCCGGGCCCGCCAUGUACGAGCGGGUCUCCCGAGCGUUGGCCGAGCUGGGCUACGAGCGCACCCCCUCGCAGUGCCGGGAGCGCAUCAAGACCCUCCGCAGGUGUUACAGCCGUGUGAAGGAGCAUGGUGUUGGGAAGAGGAAAAGCAGCUACACGUUCGAACAGCUGGAGCAGGUGUUUGGCCAGGGAGGAUGGGAUUCCCAGCCCUGCCAGCCUGUCCUCAUCAACAGCAGUGGCUUGUACCAGGAGCUGGAGUCGGAUGGCAGCACCAUGGAGGAGUACUCGCAGGAGGACUGGGGAAACCACAGUCAGGAUCUUCAUUGCUACCAGACUGGUGAGCAGGAAUUAGAUGAAAUGCCUACCACAAAAAGAACAUUAAAGAUAAAACAGGAAUCUUCAGAAGACGCUCAUUACCUCAGAACGUUUGAAAAGCUUCACAACUUUGUCCUUUCUGGGCUCCAUCAUGCAGCCAGCAGAACGGCUCCCCACUGAAUGCGAGGACUGAACGUGCGGCUCGGAUCCACCUCAGGCUGCCAGGGCUGUGUGUGGCAGGCUGUGGUUAUCACGGCAUGAGCCCAGGCUCUUGAGCUUUCUGAAAUCUGUUUUUGCCAUCUGCCUGAAGUUGCCUGAAUUUUGCCCAUUUGGGUACAAGGAAAAACAAUAAGUUUUUUUUUUUUAAAGAGCAGUAAUUAUGUUGUGGUGUAUAUUUUCCUCUAAACCAGUGGCAGGACCGUGACCUGCAUGCCCAGGUGGUGCUGACCAGAUAUUUUCAAUGGAUCAUAAGUGGAGGAAAGCGAGUGAGAAGUGAGGCUCCCUCAGUAGUAGUGCGUGCUGUUGACUUGGCUCGUGUGAGUAAUGCUCACAUUAAAAGUUCGUGCAUUUCCUCUCAGUGGUGGAAAGCAUGCCAAAGUUUGUGAUUUCUUUUAUUUUCAUAACUUUCCAGAGCUGACUUGUAACCUUUUGGAUUGGUUUAAUCUGACAAAUACUGCAGCAUUUAAAAUGUUUUAAGCAUGUGAAUCUCCAUUGCCUUGCCAACAGUAACACAGAGUGUUUCAAAAAAUGAAUCGUGCCACGGUCCUGCAGAGCAGGGCUGCUUUCUUCCAGCCUCUUGGGUUUCAAACCCUGUAGGGUGAGUGUAGCUCUGUCUGUAAUGGGAUGAGCUGUCUCAAAUCCACCUGCAGGCCCCUCGGGGGGGACAUGUGGGCAUGGUGUCUUGCACCACCUCUCCCCAUGGCUUACUGAGCUGGCUGAAGUCAGUAUGGCGUUUCUUAGGCUGCAAAGUGAGUUUGUGUAGGACAGUAAUUCAUCAUGCUGUACAGGUUUAUGUAGUGUCUUUGGUUAGCAGCAGAGGCUUUUUACUGGAAGUAAAUGAUUUUUAAAAAUUCCACAUAUGUAUGUAGUUAUUUUUAAUGAAAAGCCUGCAUUGUGAUGGCUUAGCUUCAUCAAAGUCCUCAGUGGAAUUUCCAGGGUUAAGCUGUCUUGAUGGUGAUUUUUCUCUUCAUAUGAACAGAAUUCAGGGUAGCAUCUCAGGGAUGGGCAUGAAGGAAAACACUUGUUUUUCAGCAUAAACAUCAUCACCUCUUUGAACAGCUCGUUAGGAUGGCUCUGGGAUAAUUCUACCUGCAAAUUCUACCUUCAAGGCGUGUCUGAGGGAGUUGCACAGAAAAGAAUUCUGAAUGCUCUGAGGCCGAAGCUCAGAGAAGCUCAUUUUGUGUGAAGACUGCCUGAGUUUUCUCUGCCAGCUUGUUGUGCAGGUGCAUGGCUGGAGCUCAGACUGCUCAGAGCUGGGGUUUCUUUUCUGCCCCCGAAGCUCUCUCUAAAAUAUAUGGAGGCCUCUGAACUCCUAGGCAUGUUGUGAAGCGUGUGGAUGAUAAGGCAGUCGGUGCUCAGUGAAAGCACAAAGUGACUUCCAACACAGAAAUUUGCUGAAAAUGCCUUUUUUUUUCUCUGCUAUGAGGAACGAGGAACUUUUAAACUCUGAAGUCUUUUAAAGUUGAAAGAAACUUGAAAAUUCUGCCUUUUUACUACAUCAAGCAAUGGAAAGCAAAGAAUUAAAUAAGAGUUCUCCCUGCCUUCUGCACUGUCAGGCUCUUAGCAGGAGGCGUCAAAGGCAGCUUUUCAGGUUGGGUUUUUGGAAAGUGGAGGAUCCCUGCAUGCUGCUGUGGCAGGGUUUGCUUUGUCCAGUUCAUUGCCUCAGCAGUUGUCUUGGACAUUGGAUAAGGAAACCAGCGUUGAGUUUGGAAUGGUUACAAGCUGUCUGGAGAAGCCUUACUGGUACUGUAGAUAAGCUGAGUAUUUAUUUAUUAUAUUUUAAAAAAAGAGUUGUCUAAUUUUAAAAGCCAUAGCAAAUAAUACCAAACAGAUUCUUGUUUUUGGCCCAGGUUUUAAAAUGCAUGUAGCUUAUUGCAAAGAAAGCAGACCUUCAGUUCAUCUGCUUUUGUCUGCACGUGGAAGUUUGAAGCAGAAGUGAUCUCAGUGAAAUGGGGGGUGAUGAUGCAUUCAACAUGUGCAAAGUGCAGAAUUUACGUGGUGAUGCUGCCUGACUGUAAGUGCGCGCGAUCUUGAAAUGCUACCCUUGCUUCUCCCUGCUCUGGGAGGUCGGAAGGAAUUGCUCUGCAGUGCCACCACCUCCGGGUUCCCAGCUGUGGUCCUGGGGCUGUGAAAGCCAACAGAGGUCUGGCAGGAGAUGGUCCAGCAGGAGCCCUCUGUGCUCCAGGGGGGGGAACUGCAGAGCCGAGCAGAGCAACUUGCAGAGAAACACGGGAGAUGGCUUUGUAAGAAACAAGGCAGGAUUGUUUUCCUGACAGGAGGGAAGAAGGUGGGAGCGCGAUGCCGGCCGGGCUGUGCGCCUCGCAGUGCCUCGCAGCAGGUUGCAGGUUGCACGGCCUCUUGGCAGUGGCGGCGCUGCCUCCUGACUUCGGGUAGAAAACAGGCAGUCUGUGUGGUGUGAGGUGCACGGAGAUCUCCUCUGUUUCGUGGGUUGCCUUAUUCCCAGAGGUGUGGGAGGGAAGAGCUGGCAGGUGAGCUGCAUCCUUGCCCUCUGCUCUGUCAGCUGGGCUCUCCCACACGGGCCGUGCUGGUGCAUUUCCUUUGCUCUUCCCUCCAAGUAAAUGUUUUGGAGAAGUGAAAACUGCUUCAGACUGUUCUACCAUUUUAAAUUUCAGAGGAUUGUGUUUUUUGACUGCAGGCUUUUUGAAGUUGAACUAGAAAUGCUUGGGGAGUUAAAUUCUCCACUGAAACCAGCUGUUUCGGUUUCUUUGAAGUCUGCUUUUGUUUGGAAACCGUGCCUUAGAACAAAUUUGCACCAAGUCUCGAGUCUUUCCUGGUUCGAAUUGCAAAAGCUUCUGAGGAGGAAGCGAUGCAUUGACUGGUGUGAGCCAGGCGCUGGGGGUCGCGGACAGACAAUGUGGUAAAACGCAGCUCGAGGGCACCUUCUACAGUUGAGAAAUGAGAUAGCCCAGUGGCGUGCAGGGCUGAGCCAGGAUGAGCUCUGCUUGCUCAGGUACCGUGUAUCUCCUUAAAGAGAGAAGUAGCAGUCUGGCUUUUGCUGUCUGUUGGUGUUUCCUCCUGCAGCCAGCAGAAAGAAGGGGCCAGCAGUGCGCCCUGCUGUGCUGGGGUUCUCCUCCUUUCUGCUCUGCCCUCAGGAGGCCACAUGUGGAGCUCGGGUUCCCCAGUUCAAGAAAGACUGAGAGCUGCUUUUCUAACAUCUUUUGUCCCUCCUGCUUCCUCUGAAGCCCAUGUCUCCUCUGAUACGUGAAGCACUGCUGGGGAUUCUCUAGUGAAAUUAUUCUUGUUCAGCAGUAGUUUGAAUGACUAAUUUUUAUUUUUCUUCAGAGCUUCAGCUGUGUUUUGUGCUGAACUGAGCUUAGCAAUAGUAUUUAUGGUGUAAUUAAUAAAGGUGUUGUUCUUUCUGUUGUUGUUCUUAGCUCUGUUCCUCUACUGUUGAAUGAAAAUCUACCCACACUGCAUUCUGGUGUGUCUGGGUUUGGAUGGGACCGUUUCCUUAAAUUGCAUUCAGCUUCCUCUUGAAUGCAAGGAAUGCUGGUGAAACACAGGCUGCUGUCGCACAGCCCUGCGCUCAGCCGGCUGCUUCCCGUGUCACCUUAUCCCUUUUGUCUCCAGAGGAUGAACUUGCACUUCCAGAUGUCUAAACUGCAAGUUUGAGAUGAGUCUUGCUGUGAGGAGAGUGAUUUCAGCCUGGGCUGCUCAGACCCAGUGUGUGGGGCUUCAUGUGGAUGUGCAGCACCUCCAAGAAGCAGUUUUCUGGGAUGAGAGGCCGUGUAAUUGAAGCCCUCCUGCACUGUUGAAAGGGUCUGUAGAACCCAAACCUUUUUUCUUUGCACUGUUACAUCAGUAUAGUGCAAAAUGGUGCUGCACUGCACGGCUG